Messenger RNA from Hylaeus anthracinus, 2037 nucleotides. RefSeq names its product coatomer subunit delta (gene deltaCOP). NCBI's taxonomy places the organism in Eukaryota, Metazoa, Arthropoda, Insecta, Hymenoptera, Colletidae. The record is from RefSeq and is a predicted model, not a curated record. Gene Ontology annotation, biological process: Golgi localization; retrograde vesicle-mediated transport, Golgi to endoplasmic reticulum; endoplasmic reticulum to Golgi vesicle-mediated transport. Gene Ontology annotation, cellular component: COPI vesicle coat; cytosol. The coding region runs from base 147 to 1694 and encodes 515 amino acids. The transcript is spliced from 8 exons.
CUUUCGUCAUGCCACACGUCAGCUACAGUGCGCCCUCUGCUCGUCCUCUCGUAUUUGUAUAUAUGAUGUGGAUGGAGGAUUGGCUUAUAUAAAAAUUGUAUUAGGUUAAUCAUACGGCACGUAACGUAUCACAAUAAAAUAUCAAAAUGGUACUUAUCGCUGCAGCCGUCUGCACUAAAGCAGGCAAAACUAUUAUUUCUCGUCAGUUCGUUGAAAUGACUAAAGCUAGAAUAGAAGGUUUACUUGCUGCAUUUCCAAAAUUAAUGAGUACUGGAAAACAACAUACAUUUGUAGAAACAGAAUCUGUGAGAUAUGUCUAUCAACCUUUGGAAAAAGUGUAUAUGCUACUGAUUACAACAAAAGCUAGUAAUAUAUUAGAAGAUUUAGAAACAUUAAGACUUUUUGCAAGAGUUAUUCCAGAAUAUUGUAAUUCAAUAGAUGAACUUGAAAUAGCGGAAAACGCAUUCAAUUUGAUAUUUGCAUUUGAUGAAAUAGUUGCAUUGGGAUAUAGAGAGAGUGUCAACUUAGCACAAAUCAGAACAUUUGUGGAAAUGGAUUCACACGAGGAAAAAGUCUAUCAAGCAGUGAGAAUGACUCAAGAACGAGAAGCUAGAAAUAAAAUGCGUGAGAAAGCGAAGGAAUUACAAAGGCAACGAAUGGAAGCAAAUAAAAAGAGUGGUCUUAAAAAUCCUGGAUUUGGUAAUGCUUAUGGUAACAGUGGUAACUUCACGCCAACUCCUAGCGUAGGAGAUACCGCUAACUUCAUGCCAGAACCAAUUAGACCUUUGUAUACACCGACACAAAAAACAGCUAAUACUGGACCAGGCGCGAUGAAAUUAGGAGGAAAAUCUCGUGAUGUUGAUUCUUUUGUCGAUCAACUAAAAGAAGAAGGAGAAAAUGUUGUAUCUACACCUUUACCUGCAUCGGGUGCAAAACCAACAUCGAUUGCACCGCAGAUAACCAAUACAGAAUCAGUUCACCUGCGACAAGAAGAGCGACUUAAUGUACGAAUUGGUCGAGAUGGUGGCUUACAACACUUUGAAUUACAUGGUUUGGUUACAUUACACAUUUCGGAUGAAAAAUGGGGUCGAAUUCGUGUACAGUUGGAAAAUAAUGAUGCAAGAGGAAUUCAGUUACAAACACAUCCUAAUGUAGACAAGGAAUUAUUCAGGUCUCGCGGUCAAAUAGGUUUAAAGAUUCCUACAAAACCAUUCCCAUUGAAUACCGAUGUUGGGGUAUUAAAGUGGCGUUUACAAGCUCAAGAUGAAACAGCAUUACCUAUUUCGAUAAAUUGCUGGCCUUCCGAAAAUGGAGAAGGUGGAUGCGAUGUCAACAUAGAAUAUGAAUUAGAACAAGUUAAUCUUGAACUAAAUGAUGUUCAAAUAAACAUUCCGUUGCCCAUGGGUUGCACUCCCAUUGUGAGUGAAUGCGACGGACAAUAUACGCACGAAGCACGACGAAAUACACUUGUAUGGUCUUUACCAAUUGUUGAUGCAACAGCAAAAUCAGGUUCAAUGGAAUUCUCAGCACCCUCUUCUACCCCUUCUAAUUUCUUUCCUCUUCAUAUCUCAUUUUCAUCAAAGACGUCGUAUGUCAAUAUUAAGGUAUCCGAAGUUUUACUUGUAGAAGAUGAAAGUCCUGUUAAGUAUUCGGUAGAAACAGUUUUCUUUACUGAUAAUUAUGAAGUGGUAUAAACACACAGAAAAUGAUCAGUUAACCACUUGUGGUAAAUGUAUACAAGGAUAUUAAAUUAGGCGAUGUCUGUUGGAACAAGAGUGAUAAACAUUUUCAGCUUAAUAAUUUCAUUCCAAAUGACCAUUAUUUUCAUUGAUUAAUGCAUGAGUGCAUUAAAAGCGGUACGCUUAUAUGUACCCUAUGAACAAUUUGUUCUAUUUAGUAUACGCCUAAUGUGAAACUAUUAAAGAAAACUGUACAAAGAUAUUUUAUAAUUGGUAUAGAAAGAACAUUGAAAGUUUUUUUCAUAUUUUACGAAUUACACAAUAUUAUAUACAAAUAAAUUGAAUUAUCUUAGUUCUA